Molecule: messenger RNA, 5749 nt
Organism: Syngnathus typhle (broad-nosed pipefish)
Lineage: Eukaryota; Metazoa; Chordata; Actinopteri; Syngnathiformes; Syngnathidae
Gene: pde4ba
Product: phosphodiesterase 4B, cAMP-specific a
Exons: 14
Coding region: 643-2871 (742 amino acids)
Biological process (GO): signal transduction
Cellular component (GO): cytosol; nucleus; perinuclear region of cytoplasm
Molecular function (GO): transmembrane transporter binding; 3',5'-cyclic-AMP phosphodiesterase activity
Source: RefSeq, a predicted model, not a curated record
UUGUGUGUAUCCUGAAUGAAAGAGCAAGUGAAGCGUGUUGUGUUGCGCUGGCCGCUCCGCUUAGGAAAGUGACGUGCAAUCUGACUCGCUCGGUCGGGGCUCUGCAUAGUUGGAAUCACGCCGGGAGUGCCUUCGGGGGGGACCUCUGAGCUCCACCAAGGAGGUCAGUCGAGGAGGAGUUGAUGGAAAGAGCAGAGCGAGACAGGAGGAGGCAAUUCCAAGCCCCGUUGAAUUUUUUACAAGGGAGCUCUCCAGCAUCAAACUGCGUGGAUGGACUGCCAGAAAGAGUUUGAGCCAGAGUGACACGUACAGAAAGACAGCGAGGAGCGACUCAUGAGUCAUCCUGGUCGGAGGGGAAGAAGAAGCAGCAGCAGCAAAUUGUUGUGCAUGUCCUCCAAGGAGUUGGAUGUAAUCCUGCUUGCUACGUGUAGAUGAAAGGACGAGCAGCAGGAAAGCACAUUGCAGCAGAGAAAGGGAGUGGGCAUGACUGCUGUCUGGCGGAAAAGCAACCCCAAACAACGCCAAGCCACUUUCUGCUGCACGACUUGUAUCGAGCUGUAAUCAAGAGGAAGGCCAACCCUGCUUUCUCUGAGCAGCUGACUUUGAAGGCCGAUUGGAAAGUCAUCCAUCCAGGCCACAGAGAUGUCCUCAAACGAGCUGAGCGUGGAGAUGGACUCGUGCAUUCGGACGUUCAAGGAGCAUAUGCAUUUAGAACUGGAGCCUCCCAAGGCGGGGGGAGGGAAACGGGGCGCCACGUCCCCCAAACUUUCCCCGCGGAGCUCGCCCAGGCUCUUCCGGAAGCUGAUGGUCAACAAGAGCAUCAGACAGAGGCGACGCUUCACUGUCGCUCACACCUGUUUUGAUGUGGAGAAUGGCCCCUCAGCCAGCUGCAGUCCUCUGGACCCCCAGGCCUCCCCUGGUUCUGGACUUGUCCUGCACACCAACUUCCCAAAUCACAACCAGCGCAGAGAGUCCUUUUUGUAUCGCUCCGACAGCGACUAUGAUCUGUCACCCAAGUCCAUGUCACGGAACUCGUCCAUUGCCUCUGAGCUACAUGGUGAUGACCUGAUUGUGACGCCUUUUGCUCAGGUCCUGGCGAGCCUUCGAAGUGUGAGAAAUAACUUCACUGUACUGACCAAUGUCCAGUGUGCCUCCAGCAAGAGGUCUCCUGCUGCCGCCACAAAUCAGCCUGCAGUCACCAAAGUGUGCCUCCCAGAUGAGGCGUACCAGAAGCUGGCCACGGAGACUACGGAGGAGUUGGACUGGUGUCUGGACCAGCUGGAGACCAUCCAGACCUAUCGCUCUGUCAGCGACAUGGCCUCCACCAAGUUUAAGAGAAUGUUGAAUCGGGAGUUGACGCACCUAUCUGAGAUGAGUCGCUCUGGGAAUCAGGUGUCCGAAUUCAUCUCCAACACUUUCCUAGACAAACAAAAUGAGGUGGAGAUCCCAUCGCCCACCUCCAAGACACGGGAGAAGAAGAAGCAGCACAAGCAGCAGCUGAUGACGCAGAUCAGCGGCGUCAAGAAGAUCUCCCACGGCUCUUCGCUUUCCAGCUGCAGCGUCUCGCGUUUCGGCGUCAAAACCGACAAAGAGGAGUUGCUGUCCAAGGAACUGGAGGACCUGAACAAAUGGGGCCUGAAUAUCUUCACCGUUUCCGAGUACUCCAACAGCAGACCUCUUACCUGCAUCAUGUACGCCAUCUUUCAGGAGCGAGAGCUGUUGAAAACGUUUAAGAUUCCAGUGGACACAUUUGUGGCCUACAUGAUGACCCUGGAGGAUCACUACCAUUCCGACGUGGCCUACCACAACAGCCUGCAUGCAGCUGACGUGGCCCAGUCCACGCACAUCCUCCUUUCUACUCCAGCCCUCGAUGCUGUCUUCACCGACCUUGAAGUCCUCGCUGCCAUCUUUGCCGCUGCCAUCCACGAUGUUGAUCAUCCCGGAGUAUCGAACCAGUUUCUCAUCAAUACCAACUCGGAGCUGGCGCUGAUGUACAACGACGAGUCCGUGCUGGAGAAUCACCACUUGGCUGUGGGAUUCAAACUCCUGCAGGAAGAAGGUUGCGACAUCUUCCAGAACCUCACCAAAAAGCAGCGACAGUCCCUACGCAAGAUGGUCAUCGACAUGGUUUUAGCUACCGACAUGUCCAAACACAUGAGUCUGUUGGCCGAUCUGAAGACAAUGGUGGAAACCAAGAAGGUGACGAGCUCCGGAGUGCUGCUGCUGGACAAUUACACCGACAGAAUACAGGUGCUGCGAAACAUGGUGCACUGCGCCGACCUGAGUAACCCCACAAAAUCCCUGGAGUUGUACCGUCAGUGGACCGAUCGGAUCAUGGAGGAAUUCUUCCACCAGGGUGACCGGGAGAGGGAGCGAGGCAUGGAGAUCAGUCCCAUGUGCGAUAAACAUACAGCUUCGGUGGAAAAGAGCCAGGUGGGUUUCAUCGACUACAUCGUCCACCCUCUGUGGGAAACUUGGGCCGAUCUGGUCCAUCCCGACGCCCAGGACAUCCUGGACACGCUGGAAGACAACAGGAACUGGUACCAGAGCAUGAUCCCCCAAAGUCCCUCCCCGCCCUUUUACGAUCAGGGUUCUCAUGGACAUGGCGGAGGCACAGGAGGCCAGGGAGCUGGGGACAAGUUUCAGUUUGAGCUAACCCUGGAGGAGGAGGAGGACUUGGACGGAAUAGAGAAAGACGGCCAAGUGGAGGAGCAAGAGGAAGAAGAUGAGGCAAUCGACGAGGAGGAGGACAGCCUAGGAGAUGGUGGAUCUCCUCCUCCGGACUACCGGGAGCACGACGAGGGCGACCCGAUGGAGCCCACGUCCACCAUCGAGAUCGUGACGCACGAGGCGUCGCCCACGGACACAUAGGGCUUCCGUCAGCAGCAGCAGAAAGAGUUUUUGGAAAAAGAGGGGCGAUCCUCACGCAGCUGUGCUUUUUAACAAGGCCUCAGAAGCAAAGGCUUAGUUUUGGCCCGCACGAGGCCGUCUUGCACUUGGGUGUUUGAAGCAAGCCAGCCAGCCAGCCAGGCACGGAUAGUUUCGGAGAAGCAGCUUCAGAGUUCUCAGGAAAUAUUUACUGCAAACAUCCUGAUCCUGGUCACGCAAGAACGGCGGUAGAAAUUGAAGGAUGUUGGCCAGUUUGGGAAAUGGGACUGGUGGUAAAUGGACAUUGACACUACUGAGAGACAUUUUGUAACUUAAGACUUUUUACACAGAUAGCGUAUAGAAAGAAGUAGCAUAGAAUAAGAUCUACUGAUGGAGACCUGUUUGUAUAGCAAGAGAAAGUGUUGACUUUUUCCUCUACCAUUUGUCGAAGAACUUUUGUGUGCCUUUUUUACUAAUGUCUUGAUAUAUAUUUUUUAUUUAUUGAACACUCUAGUACAGUAUGUCUGUGAAAUGUUUUUCUUAUCUGAGAGAGUCAAAUCAUUUUUGUAUGUCAAAAGGAGAACAGUCUUCCGUGUAUUGGGCAAUAGAGAAAUCCCGUGUCGACAAACCACCCACCGACUGACCCUUGGAUGAAAUUGGGGAAAGUGAAUGAAUGCGUUUUGUCACAAUUGUUUCUUAGUCGGAGCACGACAUUGUUUCAACGCAGCUCCAUUUCAUGACAACGUUCAUCCGUAGAUCUUUUCAUACUUCUCAAUGAAAUAUCGCUGGUCUUAAAAUAGUAAGAAUACAGUGUGGGCGGGCUUCCUAACUUUUCAGUGGAGUCAUGAAUGAUGGAAAAUUGGAGUCAUUAACUUUGUUUUGCCUUUUUCAGCGUUUUUCCAUACGAGCAUGACAUCCAAACAGGAAAAAAGAUUCAACCAUAGUCCUGCCACAAAAUGACAGCAAAUAAUCAUUAUACAUAUAUUUUUUUACCACUUUCACCUAACUUACUAGAGGGCCGGUCUCAUGGGUCAAAGAAGAAUAUCAUAUUGUAAAAAAAAUAUAUAUAUAUAUGGCAUUUUAGUUGCAUUUGCGAGUACUUUUAUUUCAUGGGAAAUUUAAGGAAAAAAUUCUAUUUUGAACUGGCAGGUAUGCUGCAGUCUUAAUAAUCCUGUUAGUUGGAACUGCUGGUGACCCCAGCCAGGCCCAUCUGAUGCAAUGUCCUUCUCCCCCUAUGCAAUCAAGGCCCUGCACAUUUAAGGUGCUCUUCCAGCUGCCAGCUUUGCUCUGCUCUCAUCUCAUCAGUGCAACAUAGUUGACAAAGCCCUCCCGCCCUCCCUCCCUCUCGCUGCUCUCUGUCUCUCGCCACCAAGGAGAGCAGCCAAAACAAUCAGGCCAGCUAUUUCUUACUUGUGAUGAAAAUCCCUCAAGUGCUGCUUCCGCCCAAUGACGUCAUUUAAAGGAGAGCAUUACCAAAAAAAAAAAAAAGCCCCUUUACUGUUUUGGGUUUCUAGAACAGUUACAAAUCGACUCGCAUGGAGUCAAGCAAAUUGGAAAAGAUUUUAUUCCCAUCAUAGUUUCCAAACGAUGGUUUGAAAAGGGUUGUCGACCUCACGUUUUUCAUCCGCUCAAAGUUUGUUUGUCUUACCUUCCUUUGUUUACUAAAAUGGUACUUGGUCAAAUUUCACUCCAGGAUACUUCACUGGCAAUCAUGUGUGAGUGUGUGUGUGUUUUUGUACGGUGGAGUGUGUUGACUUUGCCAUUGGCCUUAUACUCCUCCCUCCCCAUCACGCCUCACCUUUGUGUUUGUCGCUAAAAGCUCAAGUUGGUCUCUCUGCUGUUUAUAACAGUGUAUAUUUAUUGGAUACGUUAAGCAUGUAAAUAAGAAAUUCUGGUUGAGUGUAAAGGUAAUUUUCUAAUUUAUAUGCACUUGCAUUACCUGGAAGUGGUGGUGUCUAAUGUGUAGAAGAAGACUCUAGAAUGGAGUCUUGUUUUCUUUUCUAUCUUGUUCUAUAGAUAUAUUGACACAAAACACAAUUUGACAUUGUGUAUAUAAACUGCACACUGUUUUCCAGUGCCCAUCAAAGUAGGAGCUGAAGGAAAGUUGUCAUAUGACAACCUUGUCGUGACCAAAUCACCAACGUUUUCAAUUCUUUGAAAAUGAUUGAACGAAAUCGUAAACCAAAAAUGAUCUCAUCGCUUUAACUACGAACUGAUGUCGGGGUUUUUGUUUUAGCUGCAUGCUAAUUGGUGUUGAUUUGUCUUUGGUUUAUCAGGACCAUAAUUUUCAAAACUACAAGGUUGUCAUGCGACAGCCAUUGGGUGACCCAGAUGUGAACGCUUGGAAAUAGGACACGUAAGCGGAACAGGCAUUUCCUAUCCAAUUAUACAAAUGUCUUAUUUUAUCUCAGCAGCUUGUUAAUUGCAACUGCAAAGUUUGAGAAUCACAAGGCUAAAUGAUCUCGUGCACAUCACGUAAAAGUGGAUGUCACUGCAACGGUCUUGGUGGCAUGCGCACGGCACGGCACGGCACGGCACACACACACGCGCAGUUGAUCUGCGAUAACGGUCUUAUGUAACUGUGCUACUGUGUAAACUAUUCCUGACCAAACUUGUUAGCAGUUUUGGAGAAAGCAUUUUGUUCAGUAUUAACAUUGUUUCUCUCUAUGUUGAUGCUUUUUGCUCCUAGUUGUCCAAAUGGUUAGCCUGAUUUAGCACUAUCUGCAUGACAGGUGAUUUUUUUCUUAUUCUACAUUUAGGUCCACCCGUUGUUGCAGGUGGCUUAAUAAAUGUUUCACACAAUGUAUGGCAUUAUAUUGUAUAUUGUGUUUCAAAAGAAAUACUUUUUCUAAGAAGCGAUUAAAGGUAAAGCAUGAAUUGA